CAUUGACAAAAUGAAGAAAGGGGCUAAUAAGACAAGAAAUUUAAACAAAAAUCUAAAAACAAGAUCAGAAAGAUUCUUCAUGAAAAUAGGUGCAACGCCUUACAGCUCAAAGAUGCCCAAGAGCAGUUCAAUUCAGAAGAUCAGAAUGCGAAGCAAUUAAUUCACAAAAGACAGACUCUGAGAUAACCCAAGGGAAGAUAAAUGAUCUCAAAAUCAUGCAUAAAUAGAAUGGUAAAGAACCCAAGCCUCAAUAUCAAAAUUGAGGCUAAAAAUAGGGGUUUACAAGGAGAGAAAUCAAACAAACUCAGACCGUUCUCCAAGCAAGAUAAUGUUUAUGACAAGGUGUAUAACCAGAAGUGAUCUCCAGUCAUGCAAUCUAAAAUAGAUUCGCUCUCGCUAAGCUCCAACUCAGCCAGAAGAGUCCUCCUUCAAAAAUAACUCAGCCAGUAAAGAACAGAGAAGCAAGAGGUUUGGUGAAGUAAGAUACAAACAAAAAUCAAAGAAAAAAUUUAAGAAUGUACCUUUCAAAAUGCGACUGAAAAGACUGACUAAAAGAAAUAUGAGUGAAAAUAAACUCGCCCCAAGUACAACUAAGCAUCCCAAUCUUCAGUUAGACCAGACUAACGAAGCAUAUUACGGUCUUGACAUCAACACAGGCAGCCUUCUCCCAAUGGGCUCGCACAACCCCUCUUCCAGCCCAUUCCAAAAAUCGGGCAUCAACCCAAGCAGCUGAUACACCUCAAAGCAGAAUCUGAAACGAGGCAGGUCACAUAACUUUGAAAUCUCCAAAUAAGAGCACGAACAAGCGCUCAGGCUCAUUUUCGAACUUAGCUUCUUCAGUCGCCAGUGUGAAGAGGAUCAGUGAAGGAACCGAUCGAGAUUACGGGGUGCAAUUUAAAACCAAGAAAAAACGGAAAUUUAAUUCCAGAAAUGGGUCACAAAGCUCAGAGAUGACUGGAAUUAUGCCAUUAUCAAAAGGAAUUAGCAAUGUAAAUAUCCUGCCAAUCAAAUUAUCCCCUUCUAAAAGAGGGGGUUCAAGAAACAGAAAGAAUAAAGGAUUGACUAAAAUGAACUCAGAAACUUUUAAGAACUCAAAGAAAAAGAUUAGCAGUAAAAUAAAAAGCUCAAAAUUUACUCAAAAAGCUAAAAUUAUCCCUAAAAAACUGCCUACACUAGCGAAUCAUUUAAUAGCAGAGGUGGACAAAGUGAUUCUACUUAACAAAAAGAAGAAAGCUCAUAAGAAGUCCCAAAAUUUUCCCUUGAUCAAAUGUUGUAACUUCAAUAUUGACAUGACAAAGCAGUUGUCAUCUUACAAGAACGAGCCUGCUAUUGAAAACACGGUCAUUUCCAUUAAAAGCACCAAAGGAAACAAAAAUCAUUCAAUUGCAGCCAUUGAUCACUCCCGGAUUAGCAUGGAGAACAACAACCGUAUCGAGGAGGUCAAAUUUGACCAAAACCUUGAGAAAAGGAUGAACGAGAGCAAGAGAUAUGACCAUAUUAAUAGCCAAAUCUGAACUGAACUCGAAUCGGAUAGUGAAUUACAGUCCUGGUCCAACUUAUUCCUUAACAAUAACUCUAAAGACCUCGCUGAGAGUAGUACUAGUUCACUGGAUCAUAAUAAUAUGACAAAGAGAACGAAUGAUAAUAUCCCAGAAAAUACGUCAAAUUCAUUAUUCGAUGCUGAGGUUGCCCUCAGUAAGAAAAACUUACGCGAGAGAAUGACAGAGACAGAACUAGAAGAUUAUGUUAAAAAUAAAAGAUUUUCACUCCUGUUCAAUGAUUAUCCAACUACUAAAAACACAUAAAUUAAGCCGGAAUUAUGGCACUAGUAAGGAGACUAGUCAAGCCUAAUUGAGGGAGGAAGUAAUACGAAUGGUAUGUGAUCCUUGUUGUGCAUAAUUAUUAAGCGAUCUGCAUC
This is a messenger RNA of Moneuplotes crassus, 1918 nucleotides long. The record is from the annotation of a GenBank genome assembly. Lineage: Eukaryota; Ciliophora; Spirotrichea; Euplotida; Euplotidae.